Lachancea lanzarotensis is the source of this 369-nucleotide messenger RNA. Its product is annotated as LALA0S04e02300g1_1. The record is from RefSeq and is a predicted model, not a curated record. The transcript has a single exon. Bases 1 to 369 code for a protein of 122 amino acids. Lineage: Eukaryota; Fungi; Ascomycota; Saccharomycetes; Saccharomycetales; Saccharomycetaceae.
AUGGGGUCUUCACAGAUGGGCGGCAGCUCCUUGUUGAAAAAGAUCACCCGUCAGAUAUCACCCCUUCAUAACCCGGAGGGCAUCACUUUUGGCAGACACAAACCUAUACCGCCAAAACAGGCUGUUGAUCCGUACGUUGCUGGGUUGGUAGCUAAACUGGCACAGUACGACGUGGAACACGUUGAACAAAGCGCGGUACAAGAAAUACCACAAAACCAGAAACAAAACGAAAAACAAAAACAAAAACAAACACAAAAGUCAGUGCCGGAGCCGCCCAAACAGAGAUCCAAGGCUAGAUUGACAGGAGCGCGAGUGGCUGAACUUGUGGAUGCCGCAGUCACCGAGUCUGAAGGUAUGUAUAUUGUUUGA